Phycodurus eques (leafy seadragon) is the source of this 729-nucleotide messenger RNA. RefSeq names its product RING-HC_RNF170 domain-containing protein. Lineage: Eukaryota; Metazoa; Chordata; Actinopteri; Syngnathiformes; Syngnathidae. The coding region runs from base 46 to 723 and encodes 225 amino acids. The transcript has 6 exons. Gene Ontology annotation, molecular function: ubiquitin protein ligase activity. The record is from RefSeq and is a predicted model, not a curated record.
CACAUCUCCGAGCCCAGGUGGUGUCGUCUUCCUUCUCAAGGCCCAAUGGGUCAGGGUCACCUGAGCUCGCCCCGAGACCACACACCCGCGCCACGGCCACCGCCCGUGACUGGCAUGGAAUGUUCGCAGUUGCGUCCAUCGACAGGCCAGAGAGAGCGAUACUGUCCAGUGUGCCUGCAGGCGGCCAGCUUCCCCGUUCAGACCAACUGCGGACAUUUAUUCUGCGCUCCAUGUUUGAUCGCCUACUGGAGGCACGGGACAUGGUUGGAUGCAGUCAACUGUCCUCUCUGUAGACAGAAGGUGAGCGUCAUGAGCCAGCUGUUUAAUGAGAGCAGACUGGACCAGCAGUCCAAGGACGUUCUGGGCCAAAUAAGCGACUACAACAAGCGCUAUUCUGGAGCGCCCAAACGGAUCCGAGACUACCUGUCCGACGCGCCUCUCCUACUGCAGGUGGCGGUUCGCGGUUUGGGCGCCCUAGGUGGUCUGGUGUGGCUCUUCUUCUUGCGGGUGGCGCUUUGCUGCGUGGGUACCGCUGUCUCCAUGGCAUCCCCGCCGUCGUUGUCGUCUGGUUCCCCAAAAGCGGUCCCGUCCCUCUGCAGCCUCUUGGGGCUGCUGGACGACCUGGUGGUGGUGGUCCUGCUCCUCCUGUGCGUCCUGAACGUCAAUCAUCAGAUGGCACCGGAGAGAGGGCACUCUACAAGCACGCAAGUGGUGGACAGCUAGAAGACC